AUGACUGCCACAACUGUGGCCAGCGGCGGCAGCGGCAGCAGCAGCGUACAGAAACUUUCCAACACCAAAGAGGAAAGAAAGUUAAGGAAACCUUUGAUUGAGCGAAAACGAAGAGAAAGGAUUAACAACUGUUUGGAUCAGCUCAAAGAGACGGUUGUUGGAGCUUUUAGGCUGGAUCAAUCUAAACUUGAAAAAGCUGAUAUCCUUGAAAUGACAGUCAAGCAUCUCCAGAAUAUCCAGAACAGUAAGAUGAUGGAUUCCAAAUUGGGCUUGGAAGCUCAGCAGCGAUACAGCACUGGAUACAUUCAAUGUAUGCAUGAAGUCCACAAUCUCCUCCUGACCUGUGAGUGGAUGGACAAGACCCUCGGAGCACGGUUGUUGAAGCACCUGUUGAAAUCUUUGCCCCGAUCUAGUGAGGAAACCUGCAAGGCAGACUUGAGGUCUGCUACCCCUGCGAGUAGCAAGGGGAAUACAACAGGGUCCAAUCAGGCUCAAAUUCAGUUCUGCCUUGUUGAAGAGAAACAGGGGCUGAAAAAGCCAUUUCAGCUGCAACCGCCUUCACAUUGUAGUCAGCGCAAGCUGUCAUCUCCAAGUCAUUUUGCAUAUAAUGGCGCGAGCAUGGGGUCACUAGACAUGUGGAGACCAUGGUAA
Messenger RNA from Gekko japonicus, 651 nucleotides. RefSeq names its product hes family bHLH transcription factor 6 (gene HES6). The transcript has 4 exons. Bases 1 to 651 code for a protein of 216 amino acids. Gene Ontology annotation, biological process: regulation of neurogenesis; anterior/posterior pattern specification; regulation of transcription by RNA polymerase II. Gene Ontology annotation, cellular component: nucleus. Lineage: Eukaryota; Metazoa; Chordata; Lepidosauria; Squamata; Gekkonidae. Gene Ontology annotation, molecular function: RNA polymerase II cis-regulatory region sequence-specific DNA binding; DNA-binding transcription factor activity, RNA polymerase II-specific; protein dimerization activity. The record is from RefSeq and is a predicted model, not a curated record.